Molecule: messenger RNA, 1461 nt
Organism: Drosophila serrata
Lineage: Eukaryota; Metazoa; Arthropoda; Insecta; Diptera; Drosophilidae
Gene: BBS4
Product: Bardet-Biedl syndrome 4
Biological process (GO): protein localization to cilium; cilium assembly
Cellular component (GO): ciliary basal body
Molecular function (GO): protein binding
Source: RefSeq, a predicted model, not a curated record
AUGUACGAGCCGGGAACGGAGCAGAUCAACUGCAACGGCAGGCUCAUCGAAUUGCCCAGCCUGGAGGUUGUGCGGCCAGCUCCCAAAAUGCCCAGCGAUGCCAACAUUGAUUGGCUGCUCCACAUUUAUUUUACUCGGCGCGAGUUCACGCGCUGUCGCCGCCUCAUCGAACGUGAGCUGAAUCGACACCUGAAUCCCGAGUACCUGUACUUUGUCCAGGGCCUAAUUGACCGCGAAGAGGGCAAUAACAUCGAGGCUUUGCGACACUUGCAAAAAUCCGUGGAGCUCAAUCCGCGGAACAUUGAGACGUAUAAGGAAAUCGGUCGAACACUCUACAUAAUGGGACGUUUUAGCCAGGCCCUGGGGGUUUUCCGGGAAGCAGAGCAGCGCAGCAACCGGCCGGACCAUGAAAUAUAUCAUUAUCUGGGCGAGCUCCUUUAUCGGGCGGCCACCACGCAAAGCCAAAUGGAGGUGGCACGGCAGCAACAGGACGAGUCCCGAGCCUAUUUCGAGUUGGCAACUCAAUCGGGACGGAAACUGGAGAGCUUUGUGCGUUUGGCAGAGUUGUACCGCAAGGAAAAGCAAUACCAAAAGGCCAUCGAGCUGCUAGAGACAUGCCUGCACCUGACGCCUGAAAACUCUGAGGUGCUGAUUGAAAUCAGUGUUUUGUACCUGAAAAUCAACGAGACCCAGAAGGCGCACGAUCGUCUGGCGGAAGUCGUCAGCAUUGAGCGGAAAUGCUCGCCUAAGGGCCUUCUAGCCUUCGGCGCCAUUUUGCAGUCCCGGAACGAUGUGGAUGGCGCCCUUAGCAAAUACAGCCAAAUCGCAAACGCUGAGCCGGAAAUUGCGGAGCUGUGGAACAACAUUGGAUUGUGCUUUUUCAAAAAGCAAAAGUUUAUUGUGGCAAUUUCAUCGCUGCGCAAAUCCGUUUGGCUCUCGCCGCUUAAUUACAACGCUCUGUACAACUUGAGCUUAAUUUACAUUGCCUCUGAACAAUACGCCAGUGCCUUUCAUACGCUGGCCGCAGCCAUCAACCUGCGCAAGGAUAAUGCCGAGUGCUACAUGCUCCUGGGGCUGUGUUUACGUAAGCUGGACGACGUGGAUAACGCAUUUGUGGCCUUGGAACGGGCCAGUGUCAUGGCGACCGGUCAGCAGGGCUCAGGACGCAAUCCUUUGGUGGUGCUGAACUUUGCCCUGUUUUGCUAUGAAACAGGACGAUUGGCCCUGGCCGCCGAGCAGUACAACAGGUUCAUGAGCCAGGCACAGGAUCUGCUGCUGCCCACGGAAUACAAAUUCCAAGCAACCAAGUUGAAAUCCCUUCUGCGAAUCUCCAAUCAGGGCAACGGCAUCCUGUUGGAUAGUUCAGAUCCGGAGGAGUCAGAGUCACAGCAAAAUGGAUUUCAGGAAUUGCAACCAGAUGACAUGCCCUUGGAGGUGAAUGCCGUUGUUAGCCAGAACUGA